AUGCCCUCUUCGAUGGCCCGACCACUAGCCUCUGACUUUCUGUACUAUUUUCUCGUCCUCGAUGCCCCCACCUCUCCUCCAGCCAGAUGCAUCACCCAGCUGUCUGCAGCUUUCGAACGUCUGGGUAUUCCUCUCUCUCCCGAGAAGACUGUCGGCCCUGCUACGUCUCUGGAAUUCCUCGGCAUAAUCCUGGAUUCCGUUUCUCUCCAGGCUUCCCUCCCCCGUGACAAGCUGGUCCGUAUCAAGGAUACCCUCUCUCUAUUCCUCGAACGUCAGCACUGCUCCAAGCAGCAGCUUCUCUCUCUCUUGGGCCAUUUAAAUUUCGCCAUGCGGAUUAUUCCCCAAGGCAGAUCCUUCAUUUCUCAUCUUCUCAUGCUUUCCUCUUCCGCCACCUCUCUCUACCAAACAGUCACUCUGGACCAAGCUUGCCUGUCUGAACUGCACUUCUGGCUCCUCCUACUCUCCCACUGGAAUGGCAUAUCUCUCUUUCGCCUUCCCGAAGCGUCGGACCACCCUGACUUUUUCCUCUUCUCUGAAGCUGCCCCCUCCUUUGGAUUCGGAGGCUAUUGUGGCACCCGUUGGUUUUUCUCUCCCUGGCCUCAGGAGCUCAUCGAACAGUCGGCUGCAGACAGCGACUCCACUGCCCUGCGGGAGUUAUACCCCGUCUUUGCGGCCGCUGAUCAGGAUAAGAGAUCAGACUCACCUGAACCCAGCUGUGUCUCCAUGAAGAGUGACCAGUCAAUGGGUCUACCUAUAACCUUCAGAGAGGACAACAGUUCUGCUGAUCUCAGUUCGCAACAAUCGAAUUUGAUGCACUCACCUGCCAGCAUUUGCUUGCUCCCCAUGGACCUCCAACUCACCGCCUCCGAUGAGGACCUCUUCCCUCCCAGCCAGCCUGUCUCUGCUCCUGCUCCCUCUCGCCGGGCUCAUCGCUUGAGGUCUGUCGUCUCCAUUCCGGCUACUCCUGGUUCUACCCAUUCUUCCUCACCAACGCACCCCCGGAUCUCGGCGCUCCCGCCGCUCUUCUCCUCCUUCCCCUACUGCUCCUGGUCGGGCUCGCUGCUCUGGGCGCCCGGCUUCCUUGGCCGGCCCCGCACCCCCUUCCCCGGCCGAGCCCCUCUCUUCUGCGCGCAGGAGCCGCACCGGCAUCGCGGUCCGAUGACGUCACCCGCUCAACUCAUUGCCGCGGCACACCCUCCACCUGCUUCGGCCUCAGCGCCUCCUCCUGUGGGCCCCGAACCCCUCUCCUUCUCCUCUGCCUCCUUCUCUCCUUCAUUGCCGAUCCCGGCUUCUGCAGCACUCGCCGCGCCCAUCACCGGAGCUCCGUGCUCUUCAUUCUCCCUGUCUACGGCACCGCCUGUUGCCCCCGGGCCAACCCUGUUCAACCCUCCCCUGGUCUCCUCCUCUCUGCGGAACUGCAUUCUUCAAGGUGCGGAUGUCGAUCUUUCCUCCCUACUUCUCCCCUCCACUUCUUCUGCUCCCUGUGUCAUCGACACCGGCGACAUCUCGCUUACCUUGCAUCAACCAGGCCCUCGCGUCUCCAAAAUCCUCUCUGCAGCCGAAUUCGCCUUUGCCUUCUCCAUCUUCAGGGAUGUCAUCUGUUCGGCUUUCCCAUCACGUCGCCAGGAAUUGGACGAUUAUCUGUCCUUGAUUUUGGAUAUGGCUAUCCGUUUCGGAGGCUCUGGUUUCUACGAAUAUCACCGCCUCUUCUCAGCCAGGGCCGCAGCUCGUCAUCAACAGUGGAACCUUGCUACAUUCUGGGGCUCCCCGGACCUGGAACUUUAUUGCCACGUUUUCGCGGGAUGUAGCUCCCUCUCCUGCUGCGCGUGUGGCGGCCCCUCUCACCCUGCUUCUGUUUGUUCCCAGGCAGCCUCCACCGCCCCUCCGGCCCCCAUCCAACAUUCCUCGGCGCGUGCCGCUCUCGUGCGCCCAUCCUCCUCGGGCGCCCGCGACAGCUUUGGCCGGCCUAUCGUUUUUCUCGACGGGCAGAUGGAACUGGAACACAAAGUCAUCUCUCUAGUAAAGAAUCAGCUGGAGAGGUUUCUGAAGAUGCUGAAGAAUCUGGAUUACCCAGCAUGCUCUGGGAGAGAGGAGGAGGAUGAGGAGGAUCAGAGUGGUGUCAGAGAGGGAGCGCUGAAGAUCACACUGCACGUCCUGAGAAACAUGAACCAGACAGACCUCGCUAACAAACUGCAGACCAAACUGGCUCCAUCCUGCCACCGAAAGCUCAAAUCAACACUAAAGGCAAAAUUUCAGAAAAUUAAUGAAGGAAUCUCAAAUCUUGGAACCUCAACCCUUCUGAAUGAGAUCUACACAGAUCUGUACAUCACAGAGGGAGGGAGUGGAGAGGUCAAUAAUGAACAUGAGGUCAGACAGAUUGAAGCAGCAUCCAGGAGACCAGCAACACAGGAGACACCCAUCAAAUGUAACGACCUCUUUAAAGACCAGUCCAUCAGAACUGUGCUGACUAAAGGAGUUGCUGGAAUUGGAAAAACAGUCUCUGUGCAGAAGUUCAUUCUGGACUGGACUGAAGGAAAUGCCAAUCAGGAUGUUCUCUUCAUAUUUCCACUUCCUUUUAGAGAGCUGAAUCUGAUGAAGGAGACGAAGCUUAGUCUGGUGAAUAUCCUUCAGUGCUUCUUCCCAGAAACACAAGAUUUAAAAACAAGACAUUAUAAGAGCUACAAGAUCAUUUUCAUCUUUGAUGGUCUGGAUGAAUGUCGACUUCCUCUAGAUUUCCAGAACAAUAAGAGAAUAUCUGAUGUAACACAGUCAGCCUCAGUAGAUGUGCUGCUGACAAACCUCAUCCAGGGGAACCUACUUCCCUCUGCUCUCCUAUGGAUAACUACUCGACCAGCAGCAGCCAAUCAGAUCCCUCCUGACUGUAUUGAUCAGGUAACAGAGGUACGAGGGUUCAGUGACCCUCAGAAAGAGGAAUACUUCAGGAAAAGGAUCAGAGAUCAGAGCCUUGCUGAAAGAAUCAUUACACACAUGAAGUCCUCCAGAAGCCUCUACAUCAUGUGCCACAUCCCAGUCUUCUGCUGGAUCUCAGCCACUGUUCUAGAGAGGAUGUUGGGUGAAGCAAAGGGAGGAGAGAUCCCCAAGACUCUGACUCAAAUGUUCACACACUUCCUUAUCUUUCAGAUCAAACACCGCAGCCAGAAGUACCAAAGAAAAAGUGAUGUUGAUCUUGACCAGACUAGAGAGAUUAUUCUGGCUCUGGGAAAACUGGCUUUCCAACAGCUGGAGAAAGGAAACCUGAUCUUCUAUGAGGAAGAUCUGAGAGAGUGCAGCAUUGAUGUCAGAGAAGUGUCCGUGUACUCAGGAGUGUGCACCCAGAUCUUCAGACAGGAGUCUGAACUUCACCUGGGGAAGGUUUUCAGCUUUGUGCAUCUGAGUGUUCAGGAGUUUCUGGCUGCUUUAUAUGAGUUUCUGUCCUUCAUCUCCAACAACAGAAAUGUGCUGCAACAGAAACACAGUGGAUUUGGUUUCUCCAAAAAAGGAACAAUGUCUGACUUCCUGAAGAGAGCCGUGGACAAGGCCUUACAGAGUGAGAAUGGACACCUGGACCUUUUCCUCCGAUUCCUUCUGGGUCUCUCACUGGAGUCCAAUCAGACUCUCUUACGAGGUCUUCUGAUACAGACAGAGAACAUCUCUCACAGUAAAGAUGAAGUAGUGGAGUACAUCAAGCAGAAGAUCAGGGAGAAUCCCUCUCCAGAGAAAACUAUCAGUCUGUUCCACUGUCUGAAUGAACUGAAUGAUCAUUCUCUAGUGCAGGAAGUCCAGAAAUACCUGAACAGAGGAGGUUCCAGUGAUCUCAGUGGAGUUACUCUGUCUCCUGAUCAGUGGUCAGCUGUGGCGUUUGUGAUGCUGAAUUCAGAAGAGGAUCUGGAUGAGUUUGACCUGAGUAAAUUUCAGAAAUCAGAAAAAUGUUUUCUGAGGCUGCUACCAGUGGUGAAAGUAUCCAGGAAGGUUAAGCUGCGUUGGUGUCAUCUAUCAGAGAAAAGCUGUGCAGAUCUGGCCUCAGCUCUCAGCUCAAACUCCUCAACUCUGAGAGAACUGAACCUGAGUGGUAAUAAACUGCAGGAUUCAGGAGUGAAGCUGCUCUCUGCUGGACUGAAGAAUCCACACUGUAAACUGGAGAAACUGGGGCUGUAUGGGUGUAAUCUAUCAGAGAAAAGCUGUGCAGAUCUGACCUCAGUUCUCAGCUCAAACUCCUCAACUCUGAGAGAACUGUACCUGAAUGAUAAUAAACUGCAGGAUUCAGGAGUGAAGCUGCUCUCUGCUGGACUGAAGAAUCCACACUGUAAACUGGAGAAACUGCAGCUGAAUAACUGCAGUAUUACAGAAGAAGGCUGUGCUGCUUUAGCUUCAGCUCUGAAAUCAAACCCCUCACACCUGAGAGAGCUGGAUCUGAGCCUCAAUAAUCCAGGACAGUCAGGAAAGAAGCUGCUCUCUGAUCUACAGAAGGAUCCUCACUUUAAACUGGAGACACUAUAG
Molecule: messenger RNA, 4497 nt
Organism: Astyanax mexicanus (Mexican tetra)
Lineage: Eukaryota; Metazoa; Chordata; Actinopteri; Characiformes; Acestrorhamphidae
Product: NACHT, LRR and PYD domains-containing protein 9
Exons: 10
Coding region: 1-4497 (1498 amino acids)
Molecular function (GO): protein binding
Source: RefSeq, a predicted model, not a curated record